UUUAGCUCGGCGUCAUAAAUAAUGGCCCCAUAAAUGCUUUAAACUUUGUUUCAUCCAGCCACACGGUGUUCUCAGUCAGUGGUCACAAGCUUUGGAGAUUUUAUGAAUUUAUGCCAUCCUAAUAAAGAUAACUGGCUUCAGGUGUGAUUGGAGAACUAUAACACAUCAGUCACUGAGCUGACCUUCUAGAAGGUUGCAGGGGCCGAUCUCCAGCUUGAAAGUUGACCAUGGAGUGGACAAGAGUGGCCCUUGCUGCUCUGUUUCUGCUGGGGAUUCUGGGAUCCUCGGGAGCCAAGGUUGAGGAGGAGAACCCAGAGUUCUGGAGGUCAAAGGCCAGGCAGACUUUACAAUCAGUACUGGACAGGAAGCUGAACACCAAUGUCGCCAAGAACAUCAUGCUAUUCCUUGGGGAUGGAAUGGGAUUAACAACCUACACUGCAGCCCGCAUCCUCAAGGGACAGCUGCAGAACCAGCCUGGAGAAGAGACAGUGAUGGCCAUGGAUACCUUUCCACACGUGGGGCUGGCUAAGACCUACAGCGUAGACUUCCAGAUUCCAGACAGCGCAGCCACGGCCACCGCGUAUUUGUGUGGAGUAAAAACGAACCUGAACACCAUUGGAGUCAGUGCAGCAGCUCGCAACGGGGUCUGCAGAACUCAGAAGGGGAAUGAGGUCACCUCCAUCAUGAAGUGGGCCAAAGAUGCCGGUAAGUCCGUUGGCAUUGUAACGACCACGCGGGUGCAGCAUGCCACCCCAGCAACCACCUACGCCCACAGUGCCAGCAGGAAGUGGUACAGCGACGCAGACAUGCCUGCUGCAGCUAAGGAGGACAACUGCACUGACAUAGCAUCCCAGCUGAUCAGAAACAUAGACAUCGAUGUGAUCAUUGGGGGAGGCAGAAAGUACAUGACACCUAGGUACACCAAAGACCCAGAGUACCCCUGGGAUCUGUCUUCCUGGGGGAAAAGAAGAGAUGGACGAAACCUAAUCCAGGAGUGGCAGAGCAUGAAAACAGGAAAGGUAGCUCACUAUGUAUGGAAUAAAACCGAUUUUGAUGCUGUUGACCCUGAAGCCACAGACUACCUCAUGGCUCUGUUUGAACCCGGGGAUCUGCGCUAUGAGGUAGAUAGGGACCCAAGCAAGGACCCGUCCAUUGUUGAAACCACAGAAAAGGCCAUCCGGAUCCUGCAGAAAAACCCAAAAGGUUUCUUCCUGCUAGUGGAGGGCGGUAGAAUCGACCAGGCCCACCACGCAGGCCGGGCUUACAUGGCCCUCCAUGAGGCCGUUGCUUUCGAUGACGCCGUCGCCAAGGGCCUCGAACUCACCAGAGAGGAGGAAACUCUCACUAUAGCGACGGCCGACCACUCCCACCCUAUCACCUUCAACGGAUUCCCCUUUCGAGGGCAGAGCAUUCUGAGUAAAUCUCCUUUGUGGGGUACAGACUUUUUACCUUACACCACGCUGAUGUACGGCAACGGACCUGGUCACAAAAUCAUUGAUGGCAAGCGCCCUGACAUCCGCAAUGUCACCACCAAGGAUAAAGACUACGUCCAGCUUUCUGCCGCCCCUGCAAAGUCGACCACCCACAGCGGGGAGGAUGUGGCAGUGCUGGCCCGCGGACCCAUGGCUCACCUCUUCAGCGGGGUCCAUGAGCAAAAUUACAUAGCCCAUGCUAUGGGCUACGCUGCCUGCGUGGGUUCCGACCUGAGGCACUGCCAGGGGGAGGCCAGACCGCCUGUGGACCCCAUCAACAGGUCUGGGGCUGUUCAGGUUUCAGCAGCUCUGUUCAGCAGCCUCAUCAGUUUGCUGCUGGCCUUAACCGUGCUCAUGUAAGACCCCCCUUAUGUAAGACCCUCUCCCACUGAGGGAGGCCUUAGAGGUCAGAAUGGGCACGGAGUGAGUGACUUGCUCAUGGUCAGGAUGGCCACCAUUGUAGCUUCAGGAUCUGUUGCCGCCGGCAAAGCGUCUUGAUAAGAGAGACUGAAUGGCUACAGUUUGCUUUGUUAAUUCAUCUGGUGCAAAAGUUGGGAGCUUUCAGGGUCUCUGUUUUUCACUAAUAAAAUCAACCAUGAUUAAUGA
Molecule: messenger RNA, 2078 nt
Organism: Fundulus heteroclitus (mummichog)
Lineage: Eukaryota; Metazoa; Chordata; Actinopteri; Cyprinodontiformes; Fundulidae
Gene: alp3
Product: alkaline phosphatase 3
Exons: 11
Coding region: 228-1832 (534 amino acids)
Biological process (GO): dephosphorylation
Cellular component (GO): plasma membrane
Molecular function (GO): alkaline phosphatase activity
Source: RefSeq, a predicted model, not a curated record